Molecule: messenger RNA, 792 nt
Organism: Ipomoea nil (Japanese morning glory)
Lineage: Eukaryota; Viridiplantae; Streptophyta; Magnoliopsida; Solanales; Convolvulaceae
Exons: 1
Coding region: 1-792 (263 amino acids)
Molecular function (GO): RNA-DNA hybrid ribonuclease activity; nucleic acid binding
Source: RefSeq, a predicted model, not a curated record
AUGUGUCUUGACUAUAUUGAGGAUAUUAUGCAUUGUCUGAUUGAAUGUCAAUAUGCAUGCCAUGUCUGGAAUGAGUCUAGUCUUGUUAUUUCUUCUAUGCAUGGUGGAUCUUUUGUUGAAUGGUUUCAGAAUGCGAUGAUUGUGUUAACCAUGGAUGUUCUUGUUCAAGUUGUUGCAGUCCUGUACCAUAUAUGGAAUGCUCGAAACUCUGCGGUAUGGGAGGCUUAUAUGAAGAUGCCCAAGCAAGUGUGUUUGGCAGCCGAAGCAGCCCUCUUGGCGUGGAGGCAGUCAUGCCCAACAGCACUGUUUCGGCAGCAGCAACAACAUCCAGCGCCCUCUGGUUUGCAAUGCCACGUAGACGCAGCGUGGUCCCCAACGACUUGGGCUGCGGCAUUCGGUGCGGUCCUCCUCGACGAUCAAGGUGGCUUUGUGGCAGCUUUGAAUGGACGACUACCGUUGUGUGAGAAUGCUAUAACGGCAGAAGCACUGGCUUGUAAGGAGGCAUUAUCUUGGUUAAAGGACCGGCAGAUCACUUCGGUAACUCUUUCCAUGGAUUGUUCGGUGUUGAAGUCCUAUCUAUCCAAAGUAGAUUUGCAUCCAAGAUCGUAUGUUAGUAUUAUUGUUUGUGAGUGUCAGGCCAUCAUGGCUCAGUUUACUUCAUGUUAUUUACAGCUUGUUCCUAGACGUUUAAAUAUCGUUGCUCAUACUUUAGCAUCUAGGGUCACUGACCAGGAAAGUACUAUGUUAUGGGAUGGUGACCCCCCUGAUUUCAUUGUUGCGCAUAUUCAUUAA